UAUCACUGUUAAGGUUAUCAUCAAGUGGGGCUAAAUUCCCCUAAAAUAAAAAAUUCCCAUGUUUCAAUAAUAAGGUCAUCAUCAAGUGGGGCAUCACUUAAGUACAUCUAAAAUCGCGUAUAAAUAGGCUUGGUAAUCCAGCAACUGAGAUCAGUUGAUUUCAAACAUGAAAAGUCUUCAGUUUUCUCUGUUUCUAGUCAUAUAUAUGACUUUAAUGGGAGUUCUUCUGGGCGAGGCAAGGAUUUGCUGGCCACCACCGCCAUUCGAAGACUAUUCAGAAAAUUGGAAUUAUCCAAAUAAUAAGUGUAAUAACCCUUAUGUAAUUUGAAUCCAAUAAUACAAUAAAACUGUUAUUGUAUCAAAACUCUUAGCAUAACUGAAUUUUAUAAUUUCUAGAAUGUUGUGAAUCCUUUUUUGUGAGUCCUAGACAAGCACAAUUUAUAGGAGCCACUGUCAGCCAACAAGGCCACCCAUCCACAUCCUUUUCUCCACCGCGGCUUGCUGGAGUG
Molecule: messenger RNA, 509 nt
Organism: Drosophila simulans
Lineage: Eukaryota; Metazoa; Arthropoda; Insecta; Diptera; Drosophilidae
Exons: 1
Coding region: 167-328 (53 amino acids)
Source: RefSeq, a predicted model, not a curated record